Messenger RNA from Paramacrobiotus metropolitanus, 1376 nucleotides. RefSeq lists its product as uncharacterized. Gene Ontology annotation, molecular function: protein binding. The record is from RefSeq and is a predicted model, not a curated record. The coding region runs from base 1 to 915 and encodes 304 amino acids. The transcript has 3 exons. NCBI's taxonomy places the organism in Eukaryota, Metazoa, Tardigrada, Eutardigrada, Parachela, Macrobiotidae.
AUGUCUGAUGGAGAUGGAGACGCUUCGGCUGUCGUACCGGCGGCUGGCGAAAAUCCGUGGGAGUUUGCGGCGGAUAAAACCUUCAAAAAACAGAUGCUGCGGAAAGGCGUCGGACUGAUAUGUCCGCGGGAUGGCAGUGUGUGCCGUGUACGUAUUGAUCCCAGUGGAACUACAACUGAGGAGUUUUUGAGUGAGCGCAGUUUGCAUUUGCGAGCGGGAUUAUCGGGGGUUGCUGAAAUUGUCAUCGGAGAAAGCGACACUGAACUGGAUGAUAUGUUGGACAAAAUUCUGCAGCAUAUGAAACCUGAAGAGCUCUCUCGGUUCUCAUUCCAAAUCCACACCAAGGAAAAGACUGCUGUGCAGCCGGCACUAACCGGUUCCUCUCCUGUGUCCGCGGUGGAAGUGCAGAUCGAAUUAAUGUCUUUCCAAGAAGUUCCUGAGCUAUGGGAGCUCAAUCCCGCUCAGUUGGUGGAUUCAGCCAAGCAUCAUAAAGAACGCGGUGUUGGGUGGUUUAAAUCGGGGCAGACAAUGUAUGCUCUGCGACGGUUUGCACGGGCCAUGCGGGCUUUGUUGGUCAUUGAUCAGGAAGCACUUGAUAAUCUCGCAAAAGAAAACUCUGGCGCUCGGGAAUUACUGGGCGAAUUUCGGUCUUUGAUAUGCUCUUUGUAUUUGAAUAUCGCUGCCAUCCAGCUGCAGUCAAGCAGUUACAAAUCGGUGGUAGAUAACUGUACCAAGGCCUUGAAAUUUGAUCCGCAGAACGUUAAAGCAUAUUAUCGGCGAGGCACAGCUCAUGCCAGGCUAUUGGACAAGCAGUCCGCGAAAGAGGACUUAUUAAUUGCUUUGAAAAUGGCUCCUAAUGAUGCGGAUAUUCGACGGGAAUUACGCCUGCUCGUGGGACCGAAUACUGAGUUGUGAAGUAGCGGUGGAUGCAGUGCAGAUAUGAUACAAGAACACAAACUGAUGUAUUUGUUCAGCUGGAUGUUUUGACAAGCCUGGGUAGGCGUUUUUAGAAUUUUUGCUGUGUUCUAGAAGUUGUGAAUAAUGCCUGGAAAAUUCCUGUGUUGUUUCCGGGGCUGUGUUUAAUUUGGACACUGGAUUUGAUAAAUAAAUUUUUAUUUGGCAAAAGUCAAAACUGUUGGAGAUUUGGGGGCGUCGGAGAUUACGUGAUUUCACUGAAUAUACCGAGCUUUACCGGUUGAAGUCAUGAUCCUGCUGGGAGUUUUUUGUGAUUUUUGGUCUAACAUUCAGCUGUACUUAUGAAUCAUCUGGUUGUAUAAUCUGGGAUUUAUGUAACUCGGAAUUUCAUGGUCAUGGCCAGAAAAGUACGAUCGCUGUCGAUAAUCAUCUCAAGGUUCGAGAACGAUAGUACUUCAUAG